Molecule: messenger RNA, 3279 nt
Organism: Closterium sp. Naga37s-1
Lineage: Eukaryota; Viridiplantae; Streptophyta; Zygnematophyceae; Desmidiales; Closteriaceae
Source: the annotation of a GenBank genome assembly
AUGGCCGCAUGCCGUCGGCCCGCGCUUUCGGCAUGUGCGGGGCGUAGCAGAAUGAAAUGCCUGGCAACGUUAUAUCUCGCUUUCCUCCUCUUAUGCGCGUCGAAUCCUUCGCAUUGUCUUGUCGCCCACUCUCCCCGCUCUCCGAUCUCCGCGCCAGCCGCCGUAUCGACAAGCGACGAACCCGAUGCGCGUCCCUCCCUCCUCUCCAACUCGGUUCUCCCCUUCCACGACGUCGACCCCCCACUGAAUUCAGAUAUUUUAGCCGAAGGCGCUAGAAUCGGCACCGGGAUUCAUGCCGGAAUUCACGCUGACACUGCCCGUAGACAAGCGACACUUAAUCAGCAAUUCUUUGGCGCAGACGACGCGGGCGCACGCCGCCGAUUGCUGGGAAGGGGGAGGGGCGGAGGGGGAGGGGGUCGAGGGGGCAACGGCGGAGAUCGCCCCGUGGAGCUAACGAUCUUCACUGCUCCACGACCGUUCGAUGGACCAGCAGGCACGAUCCAACGGCUCGCGAUAAUAUCCUGGCUCUGCAUCGAGCCCGCGCCUGUGAUCUACCUCUUAGGCAACCACCCAUCGUUUAAGGACGCCGAGACUGACCCGCUUUUUGCGGGCCACGUGUUAGCGGAUCCUUAUGUGGACGCCGAUUUAUACGGUCAGCCGCUCUUCAAUUCCAUGCUCGCUCGAGCCAUGGCGGCUCCCACGCGCUUCGUCGCUAUCGUCCGCCCGUCUGCGCUACUUUCGCCAAGCAUCCUUACCGCCGCACUUGCCGCUGAAGCGCGCUUUGGCAACUUCUUGCUGCUAGCGCCGGAGCGCGAGCGCCGGGGAGAUGCGGAGGCAGUUUCUGCGGCGGCCGCGGUGGCGGUUGCGCAAGUGGGCGGAAGCGAAGAAGCGGAGCAGCGCAUGGACACGUCGAUAGCGGUGGAUGCGGCGAAGCUGGGGGAGGCUGCGCGGCGCAUGGGGGAAAUUAGUUCGCGGUCUACAGUGGGGGUAUGGCUGUGGAACAUCUCGCCCGCGCCGCUCUGUGCGUCUCUCGCAGCGCCCAACAGUACCCUUUCCGGCACCGCCGCUGAUGCGCCCGCGUGUUUUGUUCCGCCAUUCGCCUACGACCGCGGAUUCCACGACGUCUGGCUCGCGCGCGCAGCUCUCCGAGCUGCCACCGGCGCCGCGUCUUCCGCCAGUGGGGGCGCAGGUACGGGGAGCAGCGGGACGGCAGGGCGGAAACUGCUGGCGGAUGCGGACGGCAAUGCCUUCGCGUGCAUAUCCGCGCGGGCUUUAAUCCCCCCAGAUAUACUUUCUAACACUUCCGCCGCCGCUGCCGAUUCCGCUCAGAUCGAGGGCGCGGGGGGCGGGAGUGGGGAGGGCGGUGGGGGUGAAGCGGGGUUUGAGGUUUUAGCGGAGGAGUUGCGCAAAUGGGGAGUUUCUGUGGCUGCCCAGACCCUGAUUCCUCAAAUAAAGGCCCGAGUACGGGCAGAGAAGAAAAUAGUUCGGAGGACGUGGAGAGGAACAGUGGUAGAGGAGGCAGUGGCGCAUCAGGAGAGUCUAGAAGAGGCUGGCGCGCUGCUGCCCGCGCUGAGAAUUUGGAGCUGCCCGUUUGGGCGCGGGCAGGGGGACUGCGAGGAGCAGCAGGAGGGGAGGAGGCGGAAUCCGCACAAGCAGGUGGUGGUGAACUGGGAGCUGGGGCAGCAGUGGAAACAGGGCAGAGAGGGCGCGGCAGGGGGGAAGGGAAGCGGGGAGGGAGCGAGUGGCGCUGAUGGUGUUGGCGGCGCUGGUAGUGCAGGAGUGUGUGAUUCCGCGUGGGUGGUCGUGCCGUGCAACGGGCGGCAAUCUGACAGCAGUCAAGUCCUCACCUCCGUCUUCUCCUCCUCCUCCUCCUCCGCCUCCGCCUCCGCCUCCGCCUCCUCCUCCCUAUCCCCCGGGCAUCCCGCCUCCCAGUGGCUGUGUGGCAUGGCGUCAACAGCAGCAGGCAGCGGGUUUGGGGCCUCAGGAGGGCUCCUGCACGUGCACUCGUCCGGCUACCUGUCCCCAGAUCACAACCCUGCCACCCACCAAAGCCUCAUUGACAGCAGCACCGCAUUGGACAGCACCAGCAGCAGCAGCAGCAGCAGCAGCAGCAGCACUGAUUCCACCAGCAGCAGCGCCAGCAGUGGAGCGGAGUUACAGCGUAGAGGUCUCGACGAGCUGCUCCCUCUGGCCGUGGACCAUCGCAACAUAGUCAUCCUGGUCGCAGCCACCGGCUCCUACGCCUCCAUGCUCAUGUCCUUCGUCUGCAACCUGCGCCGCCUGCUCCUCCCGCUCCCCCUCAUCGCCGCAUUCGACGAUGAUAUGUUCCGCUUCGCGUCCCUCCACGGCCUCCCGGUGUUCCGUGCCGACACAGGCCCCGCCGGCCGCGACCCCUCCUGCACGUAUGGCACCAAGUGCUUCCAGCGCAUCACAAAAGUCAAGUCCAGGGCCGUGCUGCAGGUGCUGAAACGCGGUAUCCACGUGCUGUGGUCCGACGUGGAUAUAGUCUGGUUCCGCGACCCACUUCCAGAACUCCUGGAAUUUGGCUCCGGGGUUCUUCCCGUACAGAGCGAUGCGGGAUAUGACAAGGAACCCCCCAACGGGCAGGGGAUCACCUCCCCGCACGGGUUCAUCAACUCAGGGUUCUACUUCGCUCGGGCCGAGCCCAUGGUCAUCCAGGCAUUCGAAGCGAUCGUGGCCCAUGCCGCAACGACAAAGACCUCCGAACAGCCGAGCUUCUACCACGUGCUGUGCGGGCCGAAAGGGGAGAACACGGAGGGCGAGGACGAGUGUGUCUGGCCGGGGAACGGGCUGCGGGUCCACUUCAUGGAUCGGUGGCUGCAUCCCAAUGGGCUGUCCCACCGCGUGUGGUUCCGCAAGUGGCCGGCUCUCGAGUGCCGCAAGCACAAGUGUGCCACGCUGCACAACAACUGGGUGCGGGGGAAGGAGAACAAGCUCGCUCGCCUUCGCAAGGGCGGGCUGUGUCCCCAUCCCUCAACUCCUUCCCCACUCUCCAUUCCUCCCCACUCCCCUCUCCCUCCAACCUCUCCAUCCCCUCCCCUACUGUCUCACCGUGCCACAUCCAAGCCCUCGAUCCCACACCGGCAGAAAGGACAAAUAGGGCUGGGCGGCAGGGCCACGUGCGAGUUUGGCUUGGUGUGUGCCAGCAGGGAGAGCACACACGUGGGGCACAGGCGGUGCGAGCAGGGCAGCAUCGCAAGCAAAUACCCAGGCGGAGGCGGGGAUAGGCCACCGGAGGGCGAAAGCGGAGGGGAGUGA